UGACGUCAAUUAUCACGUGACUCCGAGCUCUCUAUCAACAUGGCGAGCGGGGAUAAACCUGCGAGUAAAUCAGGAGCCGUGGCUGUUAAGGCCCAGGAAUUCCUUGUUGGUCCACGCUAUGUUGACUUGAAAUACAUUGGAGAGGGUGCAUACGGAAUGGUUGUGUCUGCCCUGGACACUGUAACUAAACAGAAGGUUGCUAUCAAAAAGAUCUCACCAUUUGAACACCAGACAUAUUGCCAAAGGACCCUCAGAGAGAUUAAGAUUUUAACAAGAUUCAAACACGAAAAUAUUAUCAAUAUACAAGAUAUUCUUAGAGCACCUACCAUUGAUGAGAUGAAAGAUGUUUACAUCGUCCAGUGUUUGAUGGAAACAGAUAUGUACAAACUACUGAAGACCCAGCAGCUCAGUAAUGACCACGUGUGCUACUUCCUGUACCAGAUCCUGCGCGGCUUGAAGUACAUUCAUUCGGCAAACGUCCUUCAUCGUGACCUCAAGCCCAGCAAUCUCCUCCUCAACACAACCUGUGAUCUGAAGAUUUGUGAUUUUGGUUUGGCUCGAGUAGCUGACCCAAAUCAUGACCACACUGGAUUUUUGACAGAGUAUGUCGCAACAAGAUGGUACAGAGCCCCAGAGAUCAUGCUCAACUCGAAAGGCUAUACCAAGUCAAUUGAUGUCUGGUCUGUUGGCUGUAUCCUGGCAGAAAUGCUGAUCAACAGACCACUCUUCCCAGGGAAACACUACCUGGACCAGCUGAAUCACAUUUUGGGCAUUCUGGGAUCUCCUGGCCAAGAAGAUCUCGACUGUAUACUCAAUGAAAAGGCCAGAGGCUACAUCCAGUCCCUUCCUUAUAAACCCAAAGUCCCAUGGAACAGACUGUUCCCCAGGGCUGAUCCCAAAGCCUUGGACCUUCUGGACAAGAUGUUGACCUUUAACCCCCACAAGAGACAGACAGUGGAAGAGUUACUGGCCCAUCCCUACCUAGAACAGUACUAUGACCCAGCAGACGAGCCAGUAGCAGAGGAACCAUUCACAUUUGAGAUGGAGUUAGAUGAUCUACCCAAAGAGCGACUGAAAGAAUUAAUUUUCCAAGAGACAGUGGAUCUAAAGAAGAAAAUGGGAAUUGCUGAUUUAUAAUAGGAUAAGACCAAAUUUUGCAUAUCUACAGCUUAUUCCAUUUUCUGCGGCACAGAUAAUAUUACGACAUCAGUGUGUAUAGAUGUGUCAAGAAGUCAAUGGAUUUAAACAUUCCAUACAAACGCCACAAGUCGCCGCCGCCAUAGAAAGCUAGGUGGUUCUCCUCUGGACUCAUUCUGGAUCUGACACGACGGCAUUUGAUCUUUUUUUUUUAAUAUUGCAUAAUCACUGUAAGAGCUUACAAGUCAGUGUUGUUAUAAUGGUAAUCUUCCACUCCUCAUUUCCUGUACAAUGAAUAGAACGUUGUUAGCCUCAUUGACAGACUCUGUCUUUAUACCUCUCUCAGUAGAAUUAUCGUUUGAUAUGAAUCUUUGUAUGAUUGAAAUUAUCAAACACAUGCAGACUUCUACACACACAAGACUUAAUUAUUCUACACAUCUGAUUUAGUUAACUGUUUUAGGAAAGAAAUUACAGUAUAUUUAUUAAAGGACUACACCGAGAAGAAAGCACAGCAAGCAAUACACAGCAUAAAUGACCGGGUCUAGUGACUUUGUUGACAGAUGAAUUUCAUUGAUCUCUCUCCAAUGUAUUACCGUACAUUUUUAGUGAAUUUUAUUUUGAAUUUUUUUGAAAUUUGAGAUCACAUUGAAACGUAAUGCAGCAUGAAGCUUGGUCCCAUGGAGGGGACAUUAGAAGUUGAUUCUUUAAUUGGGUAUUUUACAUACCUUUGUUAUUAUCUCAUUUGUUUUCUAUGUUGUUGUCUUUUUACACAGAAAGUUGAAUAAUAAGUGCUAGCAUUUCACCCAUUGGAAUAUAUUUACAUAUAGUUUAUUUGAUUACUCAUAUUUUGUGUACAUAUUUCAUAUAUUUGUAUAAUUUUGGAUAAUGGUUGACCUAAACAGUUUAUUUAUUAUUAAUUCAUAGUUUUACAUGUAUUGUAAUCAAGUUUCUACAUUGAUAGAAUGGGGUUUUUUUAUGAAAAAGUAAAAGUCCAUCGCUAUCAGAAUGAGUCCCGCACUCAUAAAAGACAUGGAUCCAUUUAAAUUAUUGCAAAACAUUUUUGACUUCAUACAUUGAAAAAUCUCCAAAGACUUAUUUAUACGUAACAGGCAUUGUCAUUCCAUUCAGGGGAAACUGGUCAACUCAUUUAAUCAUUCAUUGGUCCAGACUGUUGAUUUUAGAGUAAAAAAUAUUACAUAUAAGGAAAACAAUUAUUUACGAAAAAAUAGCAUUGUUCCUGCAAUAAUGCCACAGUACAUAGGAAUUUUUUUUAUUUCAUUCACUGUAAUUUAUUACAUAUAAAGCAUUUUCGAUUGCCUCAGCAGAUUAUUUAAAAUUCAAGAUGCUUAGGUAGAAACUUAAAAUGAUAUAUCCCGACUGAUAGGAAUUUAUACUGUUAUUUUUUUUUCGUUAUCUUGGUAUACUUUCAUACUACAUUGACUGUUUCUUUAUAUUAGCUUUGACAUAUACAAAUUUAUAUCAAUAUUUGUCUCCCUUAGCAUAUAAAACUGGUACCAAGCUUAUUCUUAAACUGGUAUGCCACAGUUUUGAUAGUCUACAGUUUCAGCUGAUUAUGUAUAUUUUAUGAAUACCCCCAGGGAGUGGUCUUCAAACCCGCCCCCUCCUCCCCCUACCCUGAUGUGGGGCAGUUGUUGUAUUGAUGUAUACUGUAUAUAUAUAAAGAGUACAUAGACCCUACAACUUAUUGACAGUCCUAAUUGUUAACUCUCCAACAUGUUGUUGUCAAAAUUAUUGUGAAUCUUUGUCCAAAGAUUUUGUGUAAUUUUGUCAAUCGUUGUACAAAGUGAAUAUAAUCCUUGUCUCUCCAGAGUCUCUGCGGGAGUUCGCGUUACUCCCUGUGGUCUAAUGUAAGACUAGGCACAAAUACUAAACUGGAAAAACUCACUUAACUUGGUUAGUUAUACCAGCAUCCAGUGUUAACUGAUUUUUUGAACUGUCUUCAUAUCUUAACUAGCUUUUUAUAUAAUACAUGUAUGAGUGCUCUUUUUGUAGAAUCAUCAUCUGAAUACACUUUAUAAUUUGUUGUUUGAAGUUCAGCUGUUCCAAGUUCUAAGUCAAUUAAAAAGAGGAAAAAUAGAAAAUGUACAUAUUGAAAAUGAAUAUAUGUAUGUUAAAAUAAAUUAAUUCAUAUUGAAAUAAGAA
This is a messenger RNA of Magallana angulata, 3300 nucleotides long. Its product is annotated as mitogen-activated protein kinase 1-like. Gene Ontology annotation, cellular component: cytoplasm; nucleus. The record is from RefSeq and is a predicted model, not a curated record. Gene Ontology annotation, biological process: intracellular signal transduction; protein phosphorylation. The transcript has 11 exons. The coding region runs from base 40 to 1137 and encodes 365 amino acids. Lineage: Eukaryota; Metazoa; Mollusca; Bivalvia; Ostreida; Ostreidae. Gene Ontology annotation, molecular function: MAP kinase activity; ATP binding.